Messenger RNA from Helicoverpa zea (corn earworm), 1767 nucleotides. Its product is annotated as alpha-amylase 2-like. Lineage: Eukaryota; Metazoa; Arthropoda; Insecta; Lepidoptera; Noctuidae. Gene Ontology annotation, biological process: carbohydrate metabolic process. The transcript is spliced from 10 exons. The record is from RefSeq and is a predicted model, not a curated record. Gene Ontology annotation, molecular function: cation binding; alpha-amylase activity. Bases 144 to 1652 code for a protein of 502 amino acids.
GUGGAAGGAAUUACGAUAUGGUCAGAUAAUUACUUUUGCCUUGUUAUCGGUUAAUAAUUAAUUUGUACAAAUCGUAUUAUGUUUAUAUUGACGCGAGUCUUAUUGCUGCAAAGUUGUAUAUAAUUUGAUAAGCUCGCAGUAAGAUGGGGUGGUUGGUCCUCUGCAGCCUGCUGGUUGUGGCCACGGCCGCGAACGCCUACAAGAACCCGUACUAUGCACCCGGGAGGUCGGUGAACGUCCACCUCUUUGAGUGGAAGUGGGAUGACAUCGCUGAUGAGUGCGAGAGAUUCCUUGGUCCUAAGGGAUAUGGUGGCAUUCAGAUUUCCCCGCCCAACGAGAACGUGGUACUGUGGUCCUACAACCGUCCCUGGUGGGAGCGCUACCAGCCCAUGUCGUACAAACUCGUGACACGCUCCGGUGACGAGCGGCAGUUCGCUGACAUGUUGCGCAGAUGUAAUGCUGUAGGCGUCAGGAUCUACGUGGACGCAGUAAUCAACCACAUGACGGGCGAGCCUCCAGAGAACGUGGGCACCGCGGGCAGUACCGCCGUGUUCUCAGACUGGAACUACCCUGCUGUUCCCUUCUAUAGACAGCACUUCAACUGGCCGCAUUGCGUCAUUGAUGGCAUGGAUUACGUUAAUAAUGCUUGGAGGGUGCGUAACUGUGAGCUCGUCGGACUCAAAGACUUGAACCAGGCUGACGAACACGUCAGGAACAUGAUUGUCAACUUCAUGAACCAUCUCAUCGAUUUGGGCGUUGCUGGUUUCAGAAUCGACGCCGCCAAACACAUGUGGCCCUCCGACCUUCGCAUCAUCUACGACCGUCUCCACAACCUGAACACAGCCCACGGGUUCCCCGCUAACGCCCGUCCUUAUAUCUACCAAGAAGUUAUCGACUACGGAGGUGAAGCUAUUAGUCGGGAUGAGUAUACCCCCAUCGGAGCCGUUACGGAGUUCAAAGUUGGAAUGGAACUUAGUAAUGCUUUUAGAGGCAACAACCAAUUGAGGUGGUUGUCUAGCUGGGGUCCUCAAUGGGGUCUUCUAGCCCACGAAGACUCAUUAACCUUCAUAGACAAUCACGAUAACGAAAGAGAUCACGGCGGUGGCGGUAAUGUACUCACUUACAAGAACCCUCGCCCUUAUAAGGGAGCUAUCGCGUUCUUGCUUGCUCAUCCGUAUGGAGAACCUCAAGUUAUGAGCAGUUUCGAUUUCUGGGACACUGAAGUUGGACCACCUAUGGAUAACAAUGGAAAUAUUAUUUCGCCUUCUAUCAAUUCUGAUGACUCCUGUGGUAACGGCUGGGUCUGCCAACACCGCUGGCGUCAGAUCUACGCGAUGGUCGGCUUCAGGAACGCGGCUGGUAGCACUGGCCUUAACGACUGGUGGGAUAAUGGCAGCAACCAGAUCGCCUUCUGCAGGGGAGGCAACGCUUUCAUCGCUUUCAAUAACGAUUACUGGGAUCUUAAUCAGACUCUUCAGACUUGCUUGCCCGCAGGCAGGUACUGUGACGUGAUAUCAGGCAACAAGGUGGGCAACUCGUGCCAGGGCAAGACGGUCACCGUGGGCAACGACGGACGGGCACACAUCACUGUUGGAGCCAACGACUAUGAUAUGAUGCUGGCCAUACAUGUUGGCCCUGAGAGUCGUCUGUAAACCGGAUUCAAGAACAAGACAAGAAAGAAUGUUCUGCGUGGCGUCAUCUUCAUAGCAGCUCUAAUUGUCAACGAUACACUUUUGUACAAUUGGAAUAAAAAACGUUACAAACCUA